Molecule: messenger RNA, 2837 nt
Organism: Microtus ochrogaster (prairie vole)
Lineage: Eukaryota; Metazoa; Chordata; Mammalia; Rodentia; Cricetidae
Gene: Gga2
Product: golgi associated, gamma adaptin ear containing, ARF binding protein 2
Biological process (GO): protein localization to cell surface; Golgi to plasma membrane transport; intracellular protein transport
Cellular component (GO): trans-Golgi network
Molecular function (GO): phosphatidylinositol binding; ubiquitin binding; small GTPase binding
Source: RefSeq, a predicted model, not a curated record
CUGCCGCGUCGGCAGCAGGAGAGAAGGCUAGAAGGCUAGGCGGCGGCGGCGGCUACAGCUGCAGGUUUUGGGCAGCUGUGUCUGUGGCUGCAGCACUGAGCUGGGCAGAUGGCAGCGACGGCAGUGGCGGCGGGGACUGGAGCCCCGGCGGGGACCGAGUCGGCGGAGGGUGCCCCGGGGCCGGCGGCGGCGCUGGAGCUGUGGCUCAAUAAAGCCACAGACCCAAGCGCGGUGGAGCAGGAUUGGUCAGCUAUCCAGAAUUUCUGUGAGCAGGUGAACACCGACCCCAAUGGGCCGACACAUGCGCCCUGGCUGCUGGCCCACAAGAUCCAAUCUCCACAAGAGAAGGAAGCCCUUUACGCCCUGACGGUUCUGGAGAUGUGCAUGAACCACUGUGGAGAGAAGUUCCACAACGAGGUGGCCAAGUUCCGCUUCCUGAAUGAGUUGAUCAAAGUAUUGUCCCCAAAGUACCUAGGGGCCUGGGCCACAGAGAAGGUUAAAGGAAGAGUUAUUGAAAUCCUCUUCAGCUGGACGGUCUGGUUUCCAGAAGACAUCAAGAUCCGAGAUGCCUAUCAGAUGCUGAAGAAGCAAGGAAUAAUAAAGCAAGAUCCUAAACUACCGAUGGAUAAAAUCUUACCCCCACCUUCUCCCUGGCCAAAGAGCUCCAUCUUUGAUGCCGAUGAGGAAAAGUCAAAGCUUCUGACAAGACUUCUCAAGAGCAACCAUCCUGAGGAUCUUCAGGCUGCAAACCGGCUGAUCAAGAACUUGGUCAAGGAGGAACAAGAAAAAUCUGAGAAGGUUUCCAAGCGAGUCAGCGCGGUGGAGGAAGUGCGGAGCCACGUGAAGGUGUUGCGGGAGAUGCUGAGCAUGUACCGCAGGCCAGGCCAGGCCCUGCCUGACCAGGAGGCCCUGCAGGUUGUGUAUGAAAGAUGUGAGAAGCUGCGGCCAACCCUGUUCCGGCUAGCAAGUGACACCACCGAUGAUGACGACGCCCUGGCGGAGAUUCUUCAAGCAAACGACCUUCUCACUCAGGGGGUUCUGCUGUACAAACAGGUGGUGGAGGGACGAGUCAAUGCCGGGAAAGCCGCUGUGGGAGAAGUUUCUGUCCCCAGAGUCUUUCCGAAUCAAGAACCCUGCGGGAAGAACUGCCCCCUCGUUGACCUAGAGGCGCCAUCUCUGCUUCAUCAGGACCUGGCAGCCUUAGGGCUCAGCGAUAUUCCCACUAGGACCAAGGUUGUCAUUCCAAGUUGCUGUAAAGACAAGAAGCAGCCUGCUGCUAUCACGCUCCUGGGGGGUGCCGUCGAGAGCCUUUCUGCAGAGAGGAAUUUGAUGGAUCUCUUCUCGCCACAGCCAUCUCCAGGACCACUAAAUUAUGUUCCACAAAAGAGCAUCCCCAAGGAAGUACCACCAGGUACCAAGGCCUCUCCAGGUUGGUCCUGGGAGGCUGGACCAUUGGCUUCUUCCCCGGCCUCACAGAAUACACCUCUGGCUCAAGUGUUUGUCCCUCUGGAGUCUGUGAAACCCAGCCGCUUGCCGCCCAUCAUCGUGUAUGACCGCAACGGCUUCAGAAUCCUGCUGCACUUCUCCCAGACUGGGGCCCCUGGCCAUCCAGAUGUGCGGGUGCUGCUGUUGACCAUGAUGAGCACUGCCACCCAGCCUGUCUGGGACAUCAUGUUUCAGGUGGCUGUCCCAAAGUCAAUGCGAGUAAAGCUGCAGCCAGCAUCCAGUUCCAGGCUCCCUGCGUUCAGUCCCUUGAUGCCUCCAGCCGUGAUAUCUCAGAUGCUGCUGCUUGACAACCCACACAAAGAACCCAUCCGGUUGCGGUAUAAGCUGACUUUCAACCAGGGUGGGCAGCCGUUCAGCGAAGUCGGAGAAGUGAAAGACUUUCCAGACCUGGCUGUCUUGAGCGCGGCCUAACUUCUCCCCCGAGACGCUUCAGUCAAGCUUAGGCCAGCAUUCCUUUUAACCGUCUGGUCAGGACUCAUUGUGAAGUAGUGCAGAGUGCCAAGCAUUCUUUCCUGAUGUCAGGCCUUGAUUGCCAAUCUCUGUAGAUCAUGUGUGCACGUGUGCGUGUGUGUUAUUGGGGUGCCGGGGGUGGAGGGAGAGCUGGGCUGGGAUUUGGGCAGUGUGGGGGAUGCUGACGACUUCUGAGAUCAUCUCUGCUGCACUCAUACCUGCUUCUGCAUGUUGGUUGACACUGUUGUCCCUGCCUUGGGUUGGAAUUUUAUAAGCCAAAGUUUUUUCCAUGUAUUGUUAUCUUUUCAUUCAUCCACUUUGUGCCUUGUCAGCCUUUGAAAGUCUUAGUUGCUCCCAGGCUGCUAUUCUCAGGGACCUUAGAAAGGGACCUGGUUGGUCUUGUGACAGAGUGUGUCUUCUGGGGCACACUCUUCCAAGAAUGGCCUUGUCUUCAUUUUCAUUAGGGAAUGCUGCUUGCAGAUGUUCAGUAAAACCUAAAUGGAAUGCUUAUUGCACUGGUUCCAGGCAAGGGGCUGCCAUGAGACCAGGAGACCACACUCGGUGGGCCAAUCAUGUCCUUCACUACAGUGCCUUAGAUUCUCCCAUAGAUGGACCCUCUGAGGCCUUACUUGGGCUUUGGGUCUGUGGGCUGGGCAGCCUGUCUGGGCCCUUACUCAGGACCCACGAUGUCAUCCUCACUCUUUCUGUUCAUAAACAUCUCAAAGCUCUUUCAUUGUGACCCUGUGUUCCUUGUUGUAAAUCACAGCUAGCUGGCCAGUCCCUUGACCCUCACAAUCCAAGGUGGGGAACUGUGAUGCAGGUGGAGAGCCAUGUGAUAACUCCAUACAAAGCAUCAUCGAAUAAAUACUGUGUACAAAUUU